Messenger RNA from Haemonchus placei, 414 nucleotides. The record is from the annotation of a GenBank genome assembly. Lineage: Eukaryota; Metazoa; Nematoda; Chromadorea; Rhabditida; Trichostrongylidae.
ACCUUCUACAGAGACCUUCUGAGCACAGUAUUUAUGCUACCACAAAUCCUGGUGAGUUUCCACUCUUAUGCACUUUUCACAAACGAUUCAAAUUUAAUUUUAUUUUCAGGGAUGUACGAUUACAUUCCUACGAUACUUAACAAUCAAUCGUGGAAAUCUUGCGAGAAUUAUGAUGCAAAUUUUGCAUUCAUUGUCAAAACAAAGGAAACGAUCAGUAUUUUGAAAUGGCUAGUGUUGUGUGCACUGGAGAUGGGCUGUAUGGCACCCCCUGGAUCACAACUCAACUGCGAUUUCAACGGUGACCGUUACACACGCGACCAGCCGCGCGACCGCUCGUGGACUAUAAAAGCAGCGACACUCCUUGAUGAUUUUUUUCCUGGGGAGGAUGUGUGGAAUGGUCCACAUGGAUAUUAG